CCGAGACAUCCACCAAUGCUUCCACAGAUAUCCCCGUAUUUAAUGUACCCGAAAUCACAAUCCCGAAACCAGAAAAAAUAGAUCCCAUUUCAUUAACCACCAAUCGAAUCGAAAAAGAUCAACCAGAAUAUUCAGUUGCUUCGUCAUCUAAGUCUACUGAUAUAUCCAUGACUCCAGAGAUCGAACACGUAGAACCAUCAGACGAUAAACAUAAAUCACCAGAAAUUAUCGAGGAAUCAGAGAUUCGAGGCAUACCUCAUCAUAACGAAGUAUUCCCCCAGCAGAUAUCAUAUCCACCCGGAUAUCAGACCAGGGAGCAACGGGAGAAACGUCUCAGGCAAUGGGCUAUAGAUCAUAAUGAGGAUCCCGAUAAGUUCGUGACCAUUACAGAUAAAGACAAAACUGAUUCAAUAGACUAUCUCACAAGGAUAGAUGUUGACGCAAAUACCUGUCUCUUUAAUAUAGAACAAGGUAACGAUCCCCACGAUUUUAUGGAAAUGACGCAUCGGGAAAGAUUGAUAGGAGAAGAAAUCUUACGCCGUAGACUUGAAGAUGCAGGCGAAUCCAUAUGGCUUGACACUGAUGAAGAAUGGAUAAAAAAUAAAACCAUACUCCAGGAAAAUGGAUUGCUAUGGGGGCUUUUUUGCCUCUUCAAACUAGAAGCCGCAAAACAUCUUGGUUAUGACAUUCGCGAAGUUCGAGAUGGGGUCGCAAGAAGUAGUAAUGCCGGAUCUGGUAUAUCCAAACCGCCUCAAAAUUAUAAUGGCACCGUUUUCGAACUGUGGGAAGAAAUUGAUGCAUUAUUCAACGAGAAAAAGCGUGUCGAAAAACGGUCCAUGGCAAGGCUGUACCCGAAGAAAUCCUAA
Messenger RNA from Paraglomus brasilianum, 866 nucleotides. The record is from the annotation of a GenBank genome assembly. NCBI's taxonomy places the organism in Eukaryota, Fungi, Glomeromycota, Glomeromycetes, Paraglomerales, Paraglomeraceae.